Messenger RNA from Dibothriocephalus latus, 291 nucleotides. The record is from the annotation of a GenBank genome assembly. NCBI's taxonomy places the organism in Eukaryota, Metazoa, Platyhelminthes, Cestoda, Diphyllobothriidea, Diphyllobothriidae.
AUGGACAAGCACGAAGUUUUGAGGGAAGCUCAGCGCCGCGUAUUGGAUGCUGACGCUAGACAACGCCGCUUACGUAAGGCACUAGAGAUUUUGGAGCAAGACAAUCAUGUCGAGGAGCCCGUGUCGGAAUCGCGUUCUACCAAAAAGCCAAAGUUUGGCGAGGAUGACGGUCCCUUCAAAUCCGGUAAGAAUAAGAAAAAGCGACGUUCGUUCUGCGUCAAGAGUGGAACGCUUUCUCUGGGAUCUACUAUUUUCCAAUGCAUUGAAAUAUGUGCAAAUAAAUUCAUUUGA